AUGGUGGAUACCAAGGUUACACCUAGCAGGGACUCUUUCGAAAUCGAUGAUGGUCUCGAAGGCGUUGAUGACUUCGUGAACGAAUCGAAUCCCUUUGAAAAUCCAUUUCACGAUACGAUAGCAAAUGAUGAACCACCACCGGCGUAUCAGGAACCUCUGCAACCAUCUGCUAGAAUAAGCGAUGCAUCAACCAGUGGGGACGCCGGAACAGUGCCAUCUCCAACUCCAGCGGCGGGCACCGAACCACAAUUGGGACCGGGACUGCUGAACUAUUAUUCGCGUUAUUUCCAAUUGAGCACCCAAGACUUUAAAACUAAUCUUCACGAAAGUGUGGCAUUCAAACUCAAAAAGGAAAAUGAUGAUGAGGAAUCGUCACCAUCAACCAUUUCGAGAGAACCCACCGACUUAUAUGGAGCUAUAUGGAUCACUGCGACGGUGAUAAUGAGUAAAUUUUUGAUACUUGGCCUUUUAUAUCUAUUGAGGCAGGGUAUCAUCAAUGGCGUGGAGAUACCGGAAAGACAAAUGGAAUCAUUGUAUCUGUCUCUGGUUCACGGAAUCUGGAUUUUCUACUCAUACAUCUUUGUCAUUGGUGGUGCAAGUUAUAAAUUAUUGAAUAAGGUCGAUGAUCAGAUUACACUUGCUGAAACGAUAUCUACAUUUGGCUAUUCGUUAACCAUAUGGAUACCUAUUUCGAUAAUAAUCGAAGUGGUUGAGCUUUUCCAGCACGAUAUAAUAAGAAUAAUACCAUUACUGCUAAAAGUGUUUUUCGUAGCUUGUGCGUUUGCGAAGAGUUCAAUCUACCUCUAUUCCAAGUUGUCAAGACCAAACGGAUCGAAAUACGUGAAUGCCAUAAUUGUCGCAAACGGUGUAUUUUGUUUGCUGGUCAAAAUAUUUUAUUUUUAG
Molecule: messenger RNA, 903 nt
Organism: Zygotorulaspora mrakii
Lineage: Eukaryota; Fungi; Ascomycota; Saccharomycetes; Saccharomycetales; Saccharomycetaceae
Gene: YIP5
Product: Yip5p
Exons: 1
Coding region: 1-903 (300 amino acids)
Biological process (GO): vesicle-mediated transport
Cellular component (GO): membrane; Golgi apparatus
Molecular function (GO): small GTPase binding
Source: RefSeq, a predicted model, not a curated record